Molecule: messenger RNA, 1371 nt
Organism: Penicillium mononematosum
Lineage: Eukaryota; Fungi; Ascomycota; Eurotiomycetes; Eurotiales; Aspergillaceae
Exons: 1
Coding region: 1-1371 (456 amino acids)
Source: RefSeq, a predicted model, not a curated record
AUGUCUCUCACGUUUAAUUUGGUUGACAAGAACCGCGUGGAGGUCCUUCAGCGAAUGGAGGAUGCAGUAUCUUGUGUAUUCUCCAAAUUUCCCUUCCUGAGUGGCAUGGUAGUACCCUCUACCCAGCGAGAUGGUAAAAGCAACGCACUUCAGGUGCGGCCUCCCACCGCUGCUGAGCUUGAAGAGUGCCCUAUUGUAGUCACUCAACAUCAUACAGAGCCCACCUCUCUCUCCGUGGAUGGGAAAUUCAACACUUCCUUGAUGCCGUUCCCAGUCCUCUCCCCACCACGUAACCCUUCUCCCGUGCUACGGUUGAAGGCUCAUGUAAUAGAACACAACGUGCACCUGGUCUUGUGUUUUGAUCAUCGAGUAAUGGACGGGUCAGGCAUCUUCGUUUUGUUCUAUACUUUCGCCGCAUUCUGCCGCAAUUUAAAUGCCACGGGUCCAUUCACAACUUCACAAGCGCAAGAAGAAAUAAGACAGCAUAUCGAGCACGUUGCAUCUACAGCCACACCGCGGGAUCUUCAAUGGACGAGCUUGCCUACCCCUACAAGCGAAGACGAAGUACCCACAGAUUAUGGUCGGGUACCCAUCGGUUCUAGCCAUGUAUUCGAUGGCCAAAAGAUAAACAUGCUGCUCGACGCCUGCAAUUCGGCUUUACAGUCUCUUCCUGAGAAACACAGGAAGGACCUUCCCGAGAUGUCUCUUCGACCGGGUCUGCUCGUCAGCGCGUUACUGGGCAUCUGUAGCAACCGCGCCCGCCUGAGGGCUUUCCCCGAUGAGCCGCAACUCUCGUCCGAUAUGUUCAUUGUGGAAAAUCUUCGAAAGGCACUCAAUUUACGUCGGGGAUAUCUUGGCAGUACUAUCGGCGCCACCCAGACCAAGUGUGAUGGCUCUGCGAAUCCUCCGCCCGAUGCCUUGCAAAAUAUUCAUGUUCCAGAGGAUCUCAGCCCUGUAGGACCAGAAGAUAUCUGGCGGAUCUGCGAUAUUGCGCAGUCUCUUCAGGAAGCAUCCGGACGCCUGGACAAGCAGUAUACGGAGGGAAUGAUCGCAAAAAUGUCCCGUGAACAAGAUUGGAGUUCAUUCCGACCCGGGUGGGGAGUGAAUUUCCUCGUAUCUGAUAUCAAGUCAGCGAAGCCUUACGGGAACUUUGGACCACUCGGAGACCUUGACUUGUUCGACAUCCAUUUCGAUGCACAACCUGGCUAUUGUUGGAUACUGCCUAACCUUCCGUCUGACUCUGCGUUGCCGUAUCCAUGCUGGAGAUUGCGAUGGAUUUUGGAAAGAGCGGCGAUGGAGUGUCUGUCGAGCGAUCCCCUCUUCCAGUGGGUUUCAACUCCUAGUACAGCCUCCACACAUGCCGAAGUUUAG